This is a messenger RNA of Cladophialophora psammophila CBS 110553, 705 nucleotides long. RefSeq lists its product as uncharacterized. The transcript is spliced from 2 exons. The record is from RefSeq and is a predicted model, not a curated record. The coding region runs from base 1 to 705 and encodes 234 amino acids. NCBI's taxonomy places the organism in Eukaryota, Fungi, Ascomycota, Eurotiomycetes, Chaetothyriales, Herpotrichiellaceae.
AUGGACACACGUGGUCUUGCACCGAAAUGGCAACCGCAAACGCUAGGACCAACGCCAGUACCGUUGAAAAAAGGUCCUAACACGAGAUCUGCCGGAAGUCUCUCCCAAAGUGAGCCAGACUCGGAUAUGGGGAAACUGGGAGAUAUUGAAAACGAAGGGAGUGAUUCCCCGUCGCUUAGUCGACGCAAACGUGCGAUAGAUCCUGAGCUCGAGGAAACUCCGCGAAAGAGACUACCUCCUAGCGCCGGCAAGGACGAAUGGGAAGACAGCAGCGACGAGGAAGAAGGCAACAGCAAAUACUUUCAAACCCGUCUUGCAGACAGCACACCAAACAAAGAAAAGGCUACAGGCAAACCGUCUCGUUCUCACAGGAUCUCCAAGUCAAAGGGAGCAGAGGCCAAGAAGCUGUCCAUGUCAAAGACCGCGGUCGACUUUCGAAAUCGUAAAGAAGUCGAAGGACAUUACAAAAAGAAAGUAUGCGCAAUGAUCGACCACGAUGUCCUGGAACGGGUCGAAGCAGAAGGAGGCAUCACGCCAGCUGGGAGAAUGUACAAAGCUGUCUAUCGGAUGAUGGAGCGCCGCAGACGCACCGAGCGGCCGGCCGCGAAGGGCGCAGGCCACGAAGAAGUCAGAAGGCUGAGAGCUGAGAAUCAAGCGAUGAAGGAGAAGAUCGAUGAAGCUACCCGACUGUUACGCUCUGCUUGA